Molecule: messenger RNA, 2275 nt
Organism: Linum tenue
Lineage: Eukaryota; Viridiplantae; Streptophyta; Magnoliopsida; Malpighiales; Linaceae
Source: the annotation of a GenBank genome assembly
CAAGUUCAUAAAGCUAGAAAACAGAGCACCACCCCCACCCCCUCUCAAAAACCUCUCCUCUGUUUUUUCCCUUGUUCUUCUUCCUCUCCUUUCAACCUCCGAGCUUUAUUCCUCUUCAGAAAACUCUCCUACUUCAGACACACAGCCAGACCUCUCACUUUCACUCUCUCUUGCUCUGUUUCAGAAGCAACUAACUGCCGGCCAUUUCUGUUUCUAUCUAUUCGAUUCACUUUUGUUCCCUCUGUUUCAUUUAGCUAUAUUCUCCACAUGGGUUCUCUGUUCUUGACUAGAUUCUGGGAUCCUUGAGUAGGAAUUGAUUGAAAUCGUUAGAUAGGGAAGAUAGACCCGGAUCAGGAGGAAGAAAAAAUGUCAUUCAAAUUGAGAACAGAGCAACAGUACUCUGCCUCCAAUAAGAGCUCUGCUGUAUCUCAGAAAUGGACGCUUUUCCUCUGCCUAGCUUGUUUUUGCGGCGGAAUGCUCUUCACAAACAGGUUGUGGUCACUCCCUGAACCUAAAGGUCUAACAAGGACAACCACUGCAAUUGAAGCAGAAAAACUGAAGUUGAUCUCUGAGGGUUGUGGCUCUAUAGCUCUGCAUCAGAAAGAAGUGCUGCCAGACUCUAAGGACAUAGAUGGAGAAGUUCACAAAACCCACAAUGCCAUACACACAUUGGACAAGACAAUUUCAAGCUUAGAGAUGGAGCUUGCUGCUGCAAAGGCAACACAAGAGUCUAUACUCAGCGGCUCUCCUCAAUCAGAGGACUCGAAGAAGAGUUCUUCGUCGAGGAAGAGAAAGUACUUGAUGGUGGUGGGGAUCAAUACUGCUUUUAGCAGCAGGAAGAGAAGGGAUUCUGUUCGUGCCACUUGGAUGCCUACAGGUGAGAAGAGAAAGAAACUGGAGGAAGAGAAGGGUAUCAUCAUCCGAUUUGUCAUUGGUCACAGUGCUACAUCAGGAGGCAUUUUGGAUAGAGCCAUUGAAGCAGAAGACCAAAAGCAUGGAGAUUUCUUGAGGCUGGAUCAUGUCGAGGGUUACCUUGAAUUGUCAGCAAAGACAAAGAUCUACUUUGCUACUGCUGUUGCAUUGUGGGAUGCAGAUUUCUAUGUCAAAGUGGACGACGAUGUACAUGUUAAUAUAGCAACACUUGGAGAGACUCUAGUUAGGCACAGGAAGAAACCAAGGGUGUACAUUGGAUGCAUGAAAUCUGGUCCUGUCCUUAAUCAAAAGGGAGUGAGGUACCAUGAGCCUGAGUACUGGAAAUUUGGGGAAGCUGGAAACAAGUACUUCAGGCAUGCCACCGGGCAGCUCUAUGCCAUCUCCCAUGACUUGGCUUCAUACAUUUCAGUAAACCAGCAUGUCCUGCAUAAGUUUGCUAAUGAGGAUGUCUCCUUGGGAUCAUGGUUCAUUGGCCUCGACGUGGAUCACAUCGAUGAUCGCAGAUUAUGCUGUGGCACUCCACCUGACUGUGAGUGGAAGGCUCAAGCUGGCAACAUAUGCAUUGCCUCGUUCGAUUGGACCUGCAGCGGGAUCUGCAGGUCAGCUGACAGGAUCAAGGAGGUGUUCGCAAUGGCAAAGAGCUCUUUCAAGCUGGAACAUCCCCUCGAGAGGAGGCAGGCUGAAGCUGCACGCAUCAGGGAAAAGUACCCUGACAGGAUCCCGGUAAUUGUUGAGAGGGCUGAAAAAAGUGAUGUCCCUGACAUUGACAAGAAAAAAUACCUGGUUCCUGCUGAUCUGACUGUUGGACAGUUUGUUUAUGUGGUCCGGAAGAGGAUCAAGCUGAGUCCCGAGAAGGCCAUUUUCAUUUUUGUGAAGAAUAUUCUACCGCCAACUGCUGCCAUGAUGUCUGCAAUCUACGAGGAGAACAAGGAUGAAGAUGGCUUCCUUUACAUGACCUAUAGUGGCGAGAACACAUUCGGGAUCCUCUAAUGCUUGAAGAACUAUGAAGCACCAAGUGAAUAAAGACUCUGGUAGAACCUAUAAGUGAAGAAAAGUUGCUUUAAGCUAGAAUUGCUGACUGAAGAAUCUAUAGACCCCUUGUACAUUCUUGACCUAUCUCCCUCUCUGUGGAAUGGUAUCUCUGACUCUUAUCUUGUAAACUUGGACCCCUCUGACAUCUAUGUCGAUUCUGCCACUUUAGUUGUUCUACUCUAAUUGUUCACUCAGAUUCUGUCAAAGAAUUUACAUCCUUCUACCAAGGGGCAACUAUUUGGUCCAAACUGGGUUGAAUUGGACCGACAAAUCGAUUGAAUCUGACUGUAUUGAAUAUAUAAUUUGAUUC